AUGGCAGCCCGGCCGGGCCCUUUGACAGAAUGGCCAUGGCAUUGGUUGGGCAGCUUCAAGUACCUGGUCUUGGCGCCUGCGGCGUUGCACACUGCGCACAGUGUGGUCACCAAGGGGUGGGGAGACAUGAACCUAGUAUACGCCGCCAUGUUACCAGCAAUGCUUCUGAGGAUGUUCCACAACCAGAUCUGGAUCAGCUUGUCUCGCCACCAGACUGCACGGAGGAAGCACAUCAUUGUAGACCGCGGCCUUGAAUUCGAUCAGGUCGACCGGGAGAGAUCCUGGGAUGACCAGGCCAUCCUUGCUACGCUGUUUUUCUACUUGGCCUAUGCGGCCAUCCCGAGUGUCAGACUCAUGCCAAUGUGGGAAACAAAGGGAGCUAUCAUCAUGGCGUUGCUUCACGUAGGGCCUAUUGAGUUUAUCUACUACUGGUUCCACAGGGCGCUGCACCACCAUUUCCUCUACUCCCGCUACCACUCACACCACCAUGCCUCCAUCGUCACAGAGCCUAUAACAGCUGUCGUCCAUCCAUUUGCUGAAACCUUGGCUUACUUUCUGUUAUUUUCGAUCCCCAUGCUGAUACCAAUUUGUAUGGGAUAUGGUUCGGUGCUCGGUGUUGUCCUAUACCUGGCUUACAACGACUUCAUAAAUAAUAUGGGACACUGCAAUUUUGAGAUGCUCCCAAAGUGGAUCUUCCAACGGUUCCCUCCUCUCAAGUAUCUCAUGUACACUCCAUCGUAUCAUUCUCUCCAUCAUACACAGUUUGGUACAAACUACUCAUUGGCUAUGCCAAUCUAUGACUACAUAUUCAACACCAUGGACAAGUCAACCGACGAGCUAUAUGAGAGAACACUGAUUGGAACAGAGGAAACACCCGAUGUUGUUCACUUGACGCAUAUGACCACCUUGCAAUCGAUUUAUCAUCUAAGGGUUGGGAUCGCCUCUGUAGCCUCUCGGCCCUCAGAUAACCAUGUAUGGUAUAUGUGGAUGAUAUGGCCAAUGGCAUGGCUAUCAAUGGUACUAGCAUGGGUUUAUGGAUCAUCUGCGUUUGUCGUCGAAAGUCUCAAGCUGAAGAAGAUCAAGAUGCAAACAUGGGUGAUACCAAGAUACAACUUCCAAUAUGGCCUGAUUAGGGAGAGGGAACCCAUCAACAGGUUAAUUGAGCAGGCAAUAUCAGAAGCGGAUGAAAGAGGGGAAAAACAACUCAAUGGAAGUGGUGAAUUGUUUACACAGAAAUAUCCAAAAUUAAGAGUUCGACUUGUUGAUGGAAGUGGCUUAGCAACAGCAGUUGUUCUCAAGAGCAUCCCUUUAGAUACAAAGCGUGUUUUUCUCUGUGGAGGCUCUUCUAAGGUAGCACAUGCCACAACUACAGCUUUAUGCGAGAGAGCUGUCCAGGUAAUCGUGAACCAAAAGAAGGAAUAUGACAUGCUGAAACUGCGGCUUGCAGAGAGCAGCACUACCUACCUAAGAUUCUCCACUGAUGAAAUACCUCGGGUCUGGAUAGGAGAUAUCAUAGAUGGUAAGCAACAAAUGGGGGCACCAAGAGGAGCAACAUUUAUUCCUACAUCACAGUUUCCCCUUAAGAAGAUACGCAAGGAUUGUACUUACUUGAGUAACCCUGCAAUGAAGAUCCCACAGGCAAUGCAGAACGUCCAUACCUGUGAGAAUUGGCUUCCAAGAAGGGUGAUGAGCGCAUGGCGCAUUGCUGGAAUGGUACAUGCACUAGAAGGUUGGGGCAUCCAUGAGUGCGGAGAUGAUAUGAUGGACAUCGAGAAGGUCUGGUCGGCAGCUAUUAAGCACGGAUUCACUCCUCUAUAA
Molecule: messenger RNA, 1818 nt
Organism: Hordeum vulgare subsp. vulgare (domesticated barley)
Lineage: Eukaryota; Viridiplantae; Streptophyta; Magnoliopsida; Poales; Poaceae
Product: very-long-chain aldehyde decarbonylase GL1-7-like
Exons: 10
Coding region: 1-1818 (605 amino acids)
Biological process (GO): lipid biosynthetic process
Molecular function (GO): iron ion binding; oxidoreductase activity
Source: RefSeq, a predicted model, not a curated record